Molecule: messenger RNA, 1834 nt
Organism: Scheffersomyces amazonensis
Lineage: Eukaryota; Fungi; Ascomycota; Pichiomycetes; Serinales; Debaryomycetaceae
Gene: NOC4
Product: ribosome biosynthesis protein
Exons: 1
Coding region: 73-1728 (551 amino acids)
Biological process (GO): ribosome biogenesis
Cellular component (GO): nucleolus; small-subunit processome; Noc4p-Nop14p complex
Source: RefSeq, a predicted model, not a curated record
AGGGUAAUUUGCAUCUAUUUACCUUAAUAAACACGAAAGGUAUUUCUCUAAAUAAUAAUAAUAAUAGUUAAAAUGGCACCUAAGAGAAAGGCUGCAUCCGUGCCAAAGGGUAAAAAAUCUAGUAAGAAAGAUGAAACUUUGGUAGAGUCCGGCUCAGGAUUAUUAAGUAUAGAAGCUAUCAAAGAUCUUGGAAGUGAAAUCAUACAGUCAUCUAAAUACAACAAUUUCGUAAUAUUAUUAGAACAAUAUGAGUUAGUGAAAUCAGAAUUAAAGAAAUCAAAGAAUAAUCAAAUUGAAAGUGUAGGACGUCAAGUAUCAUUGACUUUAUUUAAAUGUUUUCAAAAUUUAUUACAGAAUGAAAAAUUAGUAACAAAGAAACUGUUUGAUGAUAAUCAAAAGUUAGUAGUUAAAUGGUUAAUCAGUAAGUUUGAUAAUUUUAAAUCCAUAAUAUUUGAAUUUAUUCAAACAAAAUUUGCAUAUGAAACAUCCCUUCAAUUGGAUUUACUUGAAAUCGGAUUAAAUUUCAUUAAAUUGGAAAGUCAGAAUUUAAAAUCAGGACCAAAUGAUCUCUUCUUUUCCAAUAUAACAUAUAAAAAUCUUAUACAGGCAUUAUUAUUAAGUGAAAAUGGUCAAAUAUUGUCGGAUGGUUCUAGUGAUAAUUUUAUUUUAUUAGAAUUUAUUGAAAAAUUUCAAAUUAAUUGGGAUUUACAAUUCUAUUUCUUUAAUAAUUUAUCAGAAACUUUACAAGAAUGGAAAACUAUUAAACUGAAAAGUGAAUUAAGGAAAAUCUUUGCUCAUUAUUUUACUAUAAUAAGAAGUCAAUUAUUAUUAUCAUCUAGUGAAUCUUUAGAAGAAUCUUCUACCUGGAUUCAAUCUAAAUUACCUUCUAUUGCAUAUAAACAAUCUACUUUUAAAACUCAAUAUCAAAAAUCUAUUCUAGUAAUAUUAUCUUAUCCAUUAUUGGCAUCCCAAUAUAAAUCCAUAUUACUCAUAUUGCAUAAGAGAAUAAUUCCUAAUAUGGCACAACCUCAAAGUAUUAUGGAUUUCUUAACUGAUUCUUAUAAUAUUAAAGAUGAUUUAAUUAUUCCAAUCUUAACUUUGAAUUCAUUAUACGAAUUAAUGAAGAAAUAUAAUCUUGAAUAUCCUGACUUUUAUACCAAAUUAUAUUCUCUUUUAACUCCAGAAUUAUUAUACACUCGUUAUAGAUCAAGAUUUUUUAGAUUAUGUGAUCUUUUCCUUUCAUCUACACAUUUAUCAGCCAAUUUAGUUGCAUCUUUCAUUAAGAAAUUAGCUAGAUUAGCUAUGGCUUCAAGUGCAUCAGGAGCAGUUAUUGUUAUUCCAUUUACUUAUAAUUUAUUAAAGAGACAUCCUACUUGUAUGAUUAUGUUACAUAAUACAUCUGCAUCUAGAGAUUAUCAAGAUCCAUUUGAUAAUGAUGAAAAAGAUCCAUUGAAAACCAAUGCUAUUGGUUCAUCACUUUGGGAAUUAGAAACUUUAAUGACUCAUUAUCAUCCUAAUAUUGCUACAUUGGCUAAAAUUUUUAGUGAACCAUUUAGAAAACAUUCGUAUAAUUUAGAAGAUUUCUUAGAUUGGAGUUAUAUUACUUUAUUAGAUAGUGAAAAAACAAGAAGAUAUAAGACUAUGGCAGCAUUAGAAUUUGAAGAAUUUUCAAAUCUUUUCGAAAUUGAUGACAGUGUUAAUGUUUAUGCUAAAGGAUGGACUUUAUAGAUUUUAAAGAUUUUUAAAUAAGGUAAAUAAGUAAAUUUUAGUAUAAGUACAAAGUACAAUUACAAUUUUGCAACAAUACACGCCCCGAGUAAUUAAUCCCAAUUGG